This is a messenger RNA of Amaranthus tricolor (Joseph's coat), 2560 nucleotides long. RefSeq names its product ABC transporter G family member 11. The transcript is spliced from 10 exons. Gene Ontology annotation, molecular function: ABC-type transporter activity; ATP binding; ATP hydrolysis activity. Gene Ontology annotation, cellular component: membrane. Lineage: Eukaryota; Viridiplantae; Streptophyta; Magnoliopsida; Caryophyllales; Amaranthaceae. The record is from RefSeq and is a predicted model, not a curated record. The coding region runs from base 222 to 2354 and encodes 710 amino acids.
ACUAAUAAGUUCCCAACUAAAAGUUCCUAGUCAAAUUCAUGAAUAUCUUCCCUCAACCCAUACAAUCUUCAUUUCUUCAUCCCAUAUUCAUUUUCUCACUAUCUCUCUCCCAUUUCUCUUCCUAUAAAUUAAACACUACUAAAACUUAUCUCUCCAUGAUAUUUAUACAAAAAACAUAAUUUUUUUAUUUUUAUUUUUAUUUUUUGUUUUCAUUUUAAAAAAUGAAAACGAAAUCUUCCCCUUCAUCAACAAACAACCAUGUAAGUAGAAUGGAAAUCGAAGAAAAUAAUAACAAUAACAAUAACGGAAGAUUAACGGUGGGAUUAAGUCCGUUAAGUGAAACACUAUGGAAAGAUCAUACGAUGGGAGAUGUAUCUGCAAGACUUACAUGGAAAGAUCUAACGGUUAUGGUUACACUAAGUCAUGGACAAACCCAAACGGUGUUAGAAUCGUUAACCGGAUAUGCUGAACCCGGUUCAUUUACUGCUUUAAUGGGCCCAUCCGGGUCGGGUAAAUCUACCCUUCUUGAUGCUCUUUCAAGUAGACUUGCUGCUAAUGCUUUUCUUUCUGGUACUAUUUUGCUUAAUGGUCGCAAAACUAAGCUCUCCUUUGGUACUGCGGCAUAUGUGACACAAGACGAUAACUUGAUCGGAACAUUGACAGUAAGAGAAACAAUAUCAUACUCAGCAAGACUACGUUUGCCGGACAAAAUGGCAUGGUCAGAGAAGCAAGCAUUGAUAGAAAGUACGAUAAUUGAAAUGGGUCUUCAAGAUUGUGCGGAUACUGUCAUUGGAAACUGGCAUUUGAGAGGGAUUAGUGGCGGUGAGAAGCGUAGAGUUAGUAUUGCUCUCGAGAUACUUAUGAGACCUCGUUUGCUUUUCCUUGAUGAACCUACUAGUGGUCUUGACAGUGCAUCAGCAUUCUUCGUAAUACAAACACUACGUGGAUUAUCAAGAGAUGGAAGAACUGUGAUAGCAUCCAUUCAUCAACCAAGCAGUGAAGUUUUUGAGUUAUUUGAUCGUUUGUACUUGCUUUCUGGUGGUAAAACUGUCUAUUUUGGCCUUGCUUCUGAAGCCUAUGAGUUCUUUGCACAAGCUGGAUUUCCUUGUCCUGCUUUAAGGAAUCCAUCAGAUCAUUUCUUAAGGUGUAUUAACUCUGAUUUUGAUAAAGUUAAGGCUACUCUUAAAGGAUCCAUGAAAUUAAGGUUUGAGGCAAGUGAUGAUCCAUUAGAAAAGAUUACAACAGCAGAAGCAACCCGAACUCUGAUUAGUCAUUACGCGACAUCUCAACAGUCUUACUCAACCCGACAAAGAGUGGAAGAAAUCUCUAAAGUGAAAGGAACGGUUUUAGACUCUGGAGGAAGUCAGGCAAGCUUUCCGAUGCAAACAUUCACCUUAACAAAACGAUCUUUCGUUAACAUGUCGAGAGACUUCGGUUAUUACUGGCUUAGGCUCGUGAUAUAUGUCGUUGUGACUAUAUGCAUAGGAACCAUUUUCCUAAAUGUUGGAACAAGUUUCAACUCCAUUUUGGCUAGAGGCUCUUGUGCAUCCUUUGUUUUUGGGUUUGUCACAUUCAUGUCUAUUGGUGGAUUUCCUUCAUUUGUCGAAGAUAUGAAGGUGUUUCAAAGGGAAAGGUUAAAUGGGCACUAUGGUGUAUCAGCAUUUGUGAUAAGCAAUACAAUAUCAGCAAUGCCAUUCCUGAUGUUGAUCACCUUUCUUUCUGGGACUGUAUGCUAUUUCAUGGUGGGCUUGCAUCCCGGGUUUGAACACUACGUCUUCUUCGUUCUGUGUCUUUACGCGAGUGUGACUGUCGUCGAGAGCUUAAUGAUGGCCAUUGCAAGCAUUGUUCCCAAUUUCCUCAUGGGCAUCAUCACUGGUGCUGGCAUUCAGGGUAUUUUCAUGUUAGUUUCAGGUUUCUUCAGACUCCCUAAGGACAUACCAAAGCCAGUAUGGCGUUAUCCCAUGUCUUAUAUCAGCUUCCAUUUUUGGGCUCUUCAGGGGCAAUACCAAAAUGAUCUAAAGGGACUAGUGUUCGACAAUCGAACACCAGAUCUUCCGAAGAUUCCAGGAGAAUAUGUACUCGAGAAUGUGUUUCAAAUUGAUGUAAAUCGUUCAAAAUGGGUGGAUUUGAGCGUAAUCUUUAGUAUGAUUAUCGUUUAUCGCAUCAUUUUCUUCGUUAUGAUCAAGAUUAAUGAGGAUGUUACUCCCUGGGUUGGAGGUUACAUUGCAAGGAGAAGAAUUCAAUACAAGAAUCGUAACCAAAAUUACACCACGGUUGCACCUGAUCGCCUAUCUCAAUCACCUUCCCUUCGAGCUUAUGUUGCUCGUCGAUCUGCUUAUGCUGCUAAUCGCUAAUGAUUCCAAUAAAACACGAGGGCUUUGCUUAAUUAACCAUAAAUUUUAUGUCUAUAAUGUUUAUCAUGAAUAUUACUAUAAAUACUUAUUUAUAUAUCGGUUUAGAUUCAGGUUGUGAUUGUAUGAAAUUUCUAUUAGUAGUUUUUUUAUUUGUUUGUAAUAUGUAGCUUGGAGUUUAAUCUACAACACAAAUACAAUUAUUGCAA